CUCUUACAACCUCAAUCAUCCAUGGCUUUCAUUAAAGUUACUAUUAGUCUCAUGCUACUAUAUUUUCUCUCAGUCACUCUCUGCCUAGCUCACCCUGGAUUCAAUUUUCCCUGGGGUGGUAACGGUCAUUUUGGCGGAGCCAACUAUGGUCUUUUUCCACAGUUUUAUCAGUUUUCAUGCCCCCAAGUCGAUGACAUUGUCAUGUCAGUUCUCAAAAAGGCUAUCGCAAAGGAGCCCAGGACGGCCGCCUCUUUACUUAGGCUUCAUUUCCAUGAUUGCUUUGUUCAGGGCUGUGAUGCAUCCGUCUUGUUGGAUGAUGGUGCAACCAUAGUUAGUGAAAAGAAUUCAAUUCCAAAUCAGAAUUCACUCAGAGGAUUUGAAGUGAUUGAUGAGAUAAAGGCUAAGUUGGAAGAAGCAUGUCCCCAGACUGUUUCUUGUGCAGACAUUGUUGCCCUGGCCGCUCGGGCCUCCACUGUACUAAGCGGUGGACCAUCUUGGGAGCUCCCACUUGGAAGAAGAGACUCCAAAACAGCAAGCUUGAGUGGCUCAAACAAUAACAUUCCCCCACCAAACUCCACUAUCCAAAAUCUCAUAACAUCCUUCAAGCGUCAAGGUCUUGAUGAAGUAGACCUUGUCGCUCUCUCAGGAGGGCAUACAAUUGGUGUGGCAAGGUGCGCGACCUUCAAGCAAAGGCUAUACAACCAAAACGGAAACAACCAACCAGAUGUGACUUUAGAGAGAACAUACUAUUAUGGUUUGAAGUCAGUUUGCCCAAUAACUGGCGGCGACAAUAACAUUACCCCGUUAGACUUGGCUUCCCCAGCAAAAUUUGAUAACACCUACUUCAAGCUUAUACUAUAUGGAAGAGGGCUUCUGACUUCUGAUGAAGUGCUUUUGACGGGAAACCUUGGGAACACAAUGGCACUGGUUAAGAGCUAUGCUCUUAACGAACAUCUGUUCUUUGAACAAUUUGCUAAGUCAAUGAUUAAGAUGGGUAAUAUUAGCCCUCUUACGGGUCUCAACGGUGAAGUUAGGAAGAACUGUCGUCGACUUAAUUAGGAAUUUAAUAUUUUAAGGCCUAUGUCUGCGUUUGGUUAUGCUUUCCUUGUGUAAUUACAACCCCAAGUUAUGGUAUUUAUUUAUAAUAAACCGUAAAACUGUAG
Molecule: messenger RNA, 1163 nt
Organism: Pistacia vera
Lineage: Eukaryota; Viridiplantae; Streptophyta; Magnoliopsida; Sapindales; Anacardiaceae
Product: peroxidase 9
Exons: 4
Coding region: 22-1059 (345 amino acids)
Biological process (GO): response to oxidative stress; hydrogen peroxide catabolic process
Molecular function (GO): heme binding; peroxidase activity
Source: RefSeq, a predicted model, not a curated record